UGAUGCGCGGAAUAUAUGCGCAGAACGGACUUUACCUCAUCUUUAAGUUUGUUUUCCAAAAAUUUGUUACAGGCCAAGGCAGAGUUUGGUAGAAUCCUAUGUGACCCAAAAGCUCUUGUCAAUAUGGCUGACAACUACAGCAAAGCUGAAAGCAAAGUGUUGGGGUGGGCAGAGAGAAUUGCAAGCAAGAGUAUCAAGCAACUCGUUUCUGCGAUGAAAGCUAUGCUGUUGGAGGAUCCAAACAGAAGAGAAGAUAUUGAAAGCACUGUUGUAGCUUUAAUUCUUCAGUCGCAAUUAAAAGAAAAAUCAUGUGGUUCAAGAAAUUUAUUUUUCAUGAUUUGCAGUGAUGAUGACUCUAUCGAUGAAGAAGUUGCUAAGACGACUUAUCCAAGGGUUGUUGCAUCUGGGGACCUGGGCAGUUUGAACCCAAUAUAUAUUGCAGUAGAGGGGCAAAUCUACUUGGACCUUUCAGGAAAGAGAAUCCCGGUAUGCAUGGUAGUGGCAUUGGUGAUGAACUCUUUUUAUAUUCUUGACAUGGAAUACACUCCAGAGGUCUCAAAUGUUUAUGCUUUCCUGGAAGCCACACUUAUGGGCAAGCAUGGUGAUGCGAAAAAACGCAUAUCUGUUCAAAAAUUUAUUAAAGAGCUUGGACUCAACCUAGGUUAA
This is a messenger RNA of Dendronephthya gigantea, 666 nucleotides long. RefSeq lists its product as uncharacterized. Bases 16 to 666 code for a protein of 216 amino acids. The record is from RefSeq and is a predicted model, not a curated record. Lineage: Eukaryota; Metazoa; Cnidaria; Anthozoa; Malacalcyonacea; Nephtheidae. The transcript has 3 exons.